CACCAGCAAGGAGUUCAUCUCGAAACAGCAUUAGCAAUGGAGGUCCCGCUUUUCCAUGUGGACACAUUCACUGACAAGAUCUUCGGUGGCAAUCCAACUGCCGUGGCCUUCUUGGAAUACUGGUUGGAACCACUUGUACUUCAACAGAUCGCCAAGCAAACCAAUAUGCCCGCCACGGUCUUCAUUGUGGGCACCGAAGAGGAACAUGUAUGGAGAAUCCGAUGGUUUUCGCCAGACUUUGAAAUCGACCUCUGCGGGCAUGGAACUCUGGCCUCCGCUCAUGCCAUCUUCGAAAUGUAUCCUCACCUCUCUAGUAUUACAAUGAUGUCAGACAUCAGUGGAGUCCUGGAGAUUGAGAAACCCUAUCCUGGACUUUACCAAAUGACUUUCCCGACUCGACCACCGGUCAAGAUUGAACUUGACGAAGUGCCUGAAUGCAUUCUCAAGGGAAUUGGAACCCUUCCCAAGGAAAUCUGGAAAUCCCGAGACUACCUCUUUAUCUACGACACUGAAGAAGAAGUCGCAGCCCUCAAACCCAAUCAGGUGAUUUUGGGAGAGAUCAACCUCGACCCUGGUGGCAUUGUGGCCACCGCUCCCGCCACCCGAUCAGCCGGUGUGGACUUUGUGUCCCGAUUCUUCACCCCUCAGUCAAUAAUUUUCGAAGAUCCCGCGACCGGUUCCUCUCACUGCAGCCUCGUCCCUUUCUGGGCUCAACGCCUGGGCAAACAACAGCUGACGGCUUCUCAAAUUUCGGAUCGAGGCGGGAAAUUGACUUGCUUUUACCGGGAUCAAUUUGUUCUACUCCAAGGACAGGCAGUUACAUUUAUGAAGGGUCUCAUUCGCUUGGCUGAGUAGCGGAGAAAACGUUGACUAGCUGCAACAGAGCAAUAUGACAGCUUUUGAUUUUUUUUUAUUUGCUCAUUUGGCAAACAUGCCAUUUUAUUGCGAUAAAUGGCAUUGACUUGAAAAUGCAGAAAAAGGUACGUCUGAAAGCUCAAAUUACAGUUCUUGUGUGAAAUAAACAGUCGAAGCAGAA
Messenger RNA from Tigriopus californicus, 1036 nucleotides. RefSeq lists its product as uncharacterized. The record is from RefSeq and is a predicted model, not a curated record. Gene Ontology annotation, molecular function: isomerase activity. NCBI's taxonomy places the organism in Eukaryota, Metazoa, Arthropoda, Copepoda, Harpacticoida, Harpacticidae. The transcript has 2 exons. The coding region runs from base 37 to 855 and encodes 272 amino acids. Gene Ontology annotation, biological process: biosynthetic process. Gene Ontology annotation, cellular component: cytoplasm.